Messenger RNA from Epithele typhae, 750 nucleotides. RefSeq lists its product as uncharacterized. The record is from RefSeq and is a predicted model, not a curated record. The coding region runs from base 1 to 750 and encodes 249 amino acids. The transcript has 5 exons. NCBI's taxonomy places the organism in Eukaryota, Fungi, Basidiomycota, Agaricomycetes, Polyporales, Epitheliaceae.
AUGUCUUACGCUGCCGUCGCUGGUCGCAACGCCCCGCCCAUGAGCCAGCAGCCCCAACCCGACCCCGCUCUCCUCACGACAGAACGCCCCAGCGCGUCCAAUAUCGCAGAUGAUGCAGCGAAAGUCAACAUCGUGUCUCCGGACUUCAAGAGAUACACCGCGACGGACACGUCCGUUCGGAACGUUCCACACGAAGGCCCGAGUGGCACCCCAAGCCGCCGUCGCCGUUACAUUGACGAAGUGGAGCAGGAGGGCUUCUACCUGUGGAAUCUCGCGAAGCAAUACGUCUUCCAUCCAGCGGUUGCUGGUGGUCUGAUUGGUCUUGUAAACAUCGGCCUAGUGUCCACUGCUGCUUACUCCUUCUACACGAAACCGCACCUUCAACGUGACACCCGUGUCAUUUUCACCACGGUGGCCGGUGCUUUGGGUCUCCUAGCUGCUGAGAGCUACGCCGCUGAGCAGUACUAUGAGACCCCUCAAGGUCAACGUGAGGCUCAGCGGGCGAAACAGGAGGGUGCCGUUCUUUACCGCCAAGCGUACGAGCAGCUUUUUAGGUCAGGUGUACUCGGCGGUCUUGUCGGAGUCUUGAACGCGGGAAUCAUUGGCACUGUUGGGUACUUCUCCUACUCGAACUGGGACAAGCCCUCAUGGGAUAGACGCAUUGUGUCGUCUGUGACUGUUGGACUGUUAGCCCUCUGGACUGGCGAAGGGUACAUUGUGGAGCGGUAUCGGUCUACUCACCACCACUGA